Molecule: messenger RNA, 308 nt
Organism: Egretta garzetta (little egret)
Lineage: Eukaryota; Metazoa; Chordata; Aves; Pelecaniformes; Ardeidae
Product: probetacellulin-like
Exons: 3
Biological process (GO): positive regulation of mitotic nuclear division; positive regulation of cell population proliferation; epidermal growth factor receptor signaling pathway
Source: RefSeq, a predicted model, not a curated record
AUGGGAAGCGGCCAGGGCCAGCACGCCACGGCCAAGGACACACGGAACGUGACGCAGCUGAGGCGGCAGGGUCACUUCUCCAGGUGCCCGGAGGAGUACGAGCACUACUGCGUCAAAGGGAGAUGCCGCUUCCUCGUGGCCGAAAAGGCGCCGGCUUGCGUGUGCGAGCGAGGCUACACGGGGGCUCGCUGCGAGAGGGUGGACAUCUUCUACCUGCGAGGCGACCGGGGCCAGAUUGUCAUCAUCUCCCUGAUCGCCGCCAUCGUCACCCUCAUCAUCCUCGUCAUCUGUGCCUGCCUCUGCAGCCA